Molecule: messenger RNA, 5466 nt
Organism: Diachasmimorpha longicaudata
Lineage: Eukaryota; Metazoa; Arthropoda; Insecta; Hymenoptera; Braconidae
Gene: Kr-h1
Product: Krueppel homolog 1-like
Exons: 2
Coding region: 367-1944 (525 amino acids)
Biological process (GO): regulation of transcription by RNA polymerase II
Molecular function (GO): RNA polymerase II cis-regulatory region sequence-specific DNA binding; DNA-binding transcription factor activity, RNA polymerase II-specific
Source: RefSeq, a predicted model, not a curated record
GGAGGUAAACAUUGCAGAGUGUUGGAUUGGUCAUUCAAAGGCGGGUCCUUUGGUUUUCCUUGUUUUGGAUCGUACGGCCUCACGUCAGUGAAAUUAGUGAGCGCAAUGAGACAACAUCUGUCCGAGAAAGUGGAUUGACGUAUAAUUUAUUUUUGUGAUAAAUCUUCGAUUGGAUUAAUCUGAGAAGUAACAAUUUUGAGGAAUUAAGUGGUACUUUGACGCAGAACAAUUUUAUUGAACUAUCCGACAAUUUAUCGUUUUUUCAAUAGUCAUUGUUGAGUGAGGUUGUGGUAAUUUAAUGUCAAUGCGACGGAAUCUUCAGACGCAAACAUAAUUCGUCGAGUGAAGUAUUGAGAAUCCACGAAGAUGGUUGGCUACUACCAUCCCGACUCAAUAAGUCAGCCUCGUCAUCCGCACGUGAUGCCGGACGUUGUUCCGAAGCAAGAUCCCCUGAAAUCUCUAGUAUGUUCACCAGACCUCACAAUCUUUCCAUCCUCGACCUUAACCCGCCUAACUCCAGCCCCCCAGCCAUCACCCGAGAAGCCCUAUCAGUGUCUCAUCUGCCAAAAGACAUUCGACCAGAAGAACCUCUACCAGACUCACCUCCGUUCACACGGUAAAGACGGUGAGGAUCCUUACCGCUGUAAUAUAUGCUCCAAGACUUUUGCAGUCCCAGCCCGUUUGACCCGGCAUUAUCGCACCCACACGGGUGAAAAGCCCUAUCAGUGCGAGUACUGCAACAAGUCCUUUUCGGUUAAGGAAAACCUAAGUGUCCACCGCAGAAUUCACACGAAGGAACGCCCUUACAAGUGUGAUGUAUGCAGUCGUGCAUUCGAACAUUCUGGCAAACUUCACAGACACAUGAGGAUACACACGGGUGAGCGUCCUCACAAAUGUUCGAUAUGCUCCAAGACCUUCAUCCAGUCUGGCCAGCUCGUAAUCCACAUGCGCACACACACAGGAGAAAAGCCGUAUGUCUGCGAGGCAUGCGGCAAGGGCUUCACCUGCUCAAAACAGCUCAAAGUCCACACACGAACCCACACAGGUGAAAAACCAUACACCUGUGACAUCUGUAACAAAUCAUUUGGUUACAAUCAUGUCUUGAAGCUCCAUCAGGUAGCUCAUUAUGGACAGAAAGUCUACAAAUGUACACUUUGCUGUCAAACAUUUAAUUCGAAGAAGACAAUGGAGGCGCAUAUCAAAACUCAUGCAGACUCAACAACAUCACCCAGGGAUUCACCGAUUGAGCCGGUUAUUGAGAUAUCGCAGAGCAUCAAUGGAAUCAAUAUAAACUCUAAUCAUUCGGAGCACUCGAGUAGCUCAGAUGGAAGUGUUAUCAGCAGCAGCAGCAGUGACAAAGAGAACAGCAAGACUGAGGAGGUGAGGGAGCUUUACGAGACUGGAGAUAGGGAGUUUCCGUAUUAUUUGUAUCCGAGGGAGCAGAGCCAGGGGAUGUAUGGGCAGGGACAGGGAGUCAAUCCUGCAUUAUUGGCGGCUGCCGCUGCUGCGGCUGCUGCUGAAGACAAGGUAUUCGGCGCGCAGGAUGUGCCAACUGCACCGGUUUACAUGUAUCAGGAUGCUGGGUGUGGCUAUGAGCAGGGAUAUGCGCUGCAGGUUAAUGAGGAGUGUCAGGGAACACUGAUGAAUUUGGCUGGUAAUGAUGCCAGGAGGAGGGUGGAGGCUGCUCUGGAGGCAGUGGAGGUCGAGAGGAGGGAAUUUGGAGGGAUUAUGAUGAAGCAGCAGAUACUGACACCGCCUAGCAGCAAUCCGGUAUCACCAGCACCGUCUCCUGAUCCACUGGAUCUGGCUGUACCUGCUAGGGAGACACUCAUCUUGCCACCGAGGAAGAGGUCAAAGAUGAUUCUGGAGAGCAUGGAGAGUGAGAGGUGUGAGAAUGCUGCACAGAGACAUAGCUCGGUUAUUCAGUUUGCUAGGGCGUCUUAGUGGGAUGGGGUGAGGACGAGGGGAGAAUGUGCAGGGAGAAAGUGAUCGGGAUGAGUGAGAUCUUUGGGGUGGAGUCGGGAGUCGUUUACCGAAGAGGUAUUCUGGCUUUUUUCGACUGUUGAAAGUAUUCCAUUCAGAAUUUGACGAUUAUCUUGACAAUGAUGGGGUUCAACUGAAAAUAUUGCAGGACUUUUUUUGUGGCUCAGUAAAUGCGGCAUAAAAAAGUUCUGUGAAGUUGGAGUUUAAGUCGAAUGUUGAUUUUUCAAUUGUUAAUCUGAAAAAAUAUCAGAAAGGUGUGGGAAAGGGCGGAGACAUUGAAGGGUUUUUUUUAUUGCUGAUGAAGAGGGGAAGGAAAAGGACCUUCGAUGCCGUUCUCUGAAUUUUUGAGAGAUUAGAAGCGAGAAAGAUCGUCUCCGUCAUUUUUCCUCUGAGAAAUAAUUUUCCCUGCACAAAAAUUAAUGUUAAGAAAAGCGUGCCGAAUAUUAAUGAACAAAAACAAUCCUAAAAGAGCACGUGAAUUCGAAAUCUAGAGAUCGUAAAGUUUUUGAGAGUUAUUUAUUAAAAGUCCCGAUAUUGGGACAAGCGUUUGAAUCGUGUCGUUUCGUGUACGUGUGUAAUCGUCCCUUAAUCUCAUUAUUAUUUUAUCAAUUCAAUUUUAUAAUUCGGUUAUCUCAAGUCGCAAAAUUCACGAAUAAGAGAAAAAAAAACAAGAAGUAAAAAUGAAAAAAAUUACAAAUCCCGUUUUUAAAAAUUUACCCAAAAGAAUUUAUUAUUUAUGAAGAAAAAGAAAAUGUCAAACAUUUAUCAUUUUCUCGAUUGUUUAAUAUUAUUAUUUUUUUUAAUAUUAUUUUUUAUUUGUUAUUCAUUAAAAACGUCGUGGCUAGACUAAAAAAGCACCAAACAAUUGAUAUCUCUGUGAUAAGAACUCCGUACUACCAGAGUAUUGAGGGUAGCUGAGCCCACUGCCAGUACAAGCGUAUAAUUAUUAUUAAAAUUUCUCCUCAUCGACCUAUUAAUUAUUUUCCUUAUUUCCAUUAUUACGAUUUAAAUCAUUUUCAAUGUCUCAACGUUGUCUGACAAUUGCAGACUUAUCAGACUGAUAUUUACGUGUACAACCAUAAAAAAAACAAUCAUCGAAAAAUCAUUUUUCACAACAGAUAAACAAAACAUUUCUCAAGAAACAUCACGCCACGCAGUGCCUGAACUGUUUCCUCAAAAUGUUAUUUUCAUUCAUUAAAAUUGUAUUUUUCAUUCGUUUAGUUUCAACAUUAUUUUUCCUUCAUAGUAUAUGAAACGAGGUUUUCCAAAAAUUCUCAGGACAGCCCCUACAUGGGGCAUCAUAGAUACAUAUUGUAGAUGAUUAAUAGUUUCGUUUUAAAGUUUGAUGAAGUGGAAGAGCCGUGGGGGUGGAUUAUAUCGAUAGAAAGGUAAUUUUUUGAUUGGAAUAGAGGUGAAUUCAUCCCCAAAACUGAGUGAAAGUCACAGCAUCAAUAAAAAUUGGAGAUUAAUCUCCAUUUUUAUAGAAAAUUCUCAAAAAAAAAUGAUGAAUAAAAACCAUUGUUAACAAAAUACAUCGUUUAUUCUUAUCAUGCUUAACGAAAAAUUAUUCCCGCACUGAACAGUCUUAAUAAAAGGACAUGAAGGACGCAACGAAAAAUCAGGAAAAAUGGCUAAUGAGCACAAUUCAGGAAUUUAUGGAGCCCAGGGUCAAAAGGACUGCUGAAGACUCGACCAGUUGAUCCUCCACCUUCACUGUCGCAGCAUCAUUUGACCCUGGACUUUAAACGUCCUCACAAAAUGAUUUGACCCUCAACUCUGAAUAUCCUCAAUACCCAUUGGACCUCAAUUCUAAAUGUGUUUACUAGCCAUUUGACUCUCAAUUCUAAACGUUUUCCAAACGAUUUAAACCUCAGCUCCAAAGAUGUUUACGAAUGAUGACGCCCUCACAAUCAUUUGGCCUUUACUCUGAACGUCCUCGAGGGUCGAUUGACCCUCAAGGAAAAAGAAAAAAAUUCCCUGAACUUUGGAACAAUUUUUUAUUGGGAUGAAUUCACGAUAGUCCAGUAUAUUUCCCCCAUCAUCGAAAUAAUUUCCCUUCAUCAAGCUGAUAAAUGAAAAAAUAGUGCCAGCACCGGUUAUCGAAAGCACCAGUCGCCGUGUCAUAAUCCCAUGCAUUGAAAUCACUAUUUCAUGCACCAGUGUUGCCUUAAACCUCUGGGCUCAUUACAAUAUAUACCUCGUGCUUAUCGUCCGGCUGGCAAUUAACGAAAAUUUCAUAUUUUUAAAUGUUUCUGACGAACAUAAUCGAGUAUAAUCAUUCGCUCGUUACAUUCUCAAGUAUGUGUACAAAGACUGGCAAUAGAGUGUGUGCGAUUAAAGAAUAUUAUAUUGUAGUUAAAAUUCGAGGCUGAUGUAAUGGUUAGAGGGCACACCCUGUCUUUACUAUUGAUUGAUUAAUUAAUUGAUAAAAUGAAGAAAUUGAUUGAGUUUAACUAGAAGAGAAAAUUUGGAGUGCGAAAUAUAUAUUUACGUGCGGUGUUCGAUUUUGCUAAUGUUAAGAAAUAUAUCUCAAAACAUAAUUAAUAUAUUUCGCGAUUAAUUGAUAAUUGAGUAGUGAAAGGAUAGACAACGGCGAUGAACCUCAAAAUUGGAGACUUUCCAUUGCCAUUAACUCGGAAACGAGUCGACUUAGAAAAAAAUGUCACAGGAGCAGUUUUAUGGAGAAUCAAAUUAUCUUUCAACAAGGUCUCAACACAUUUAUCUCUAAACCGCCUCCUUAUCGAGAUAAACUCAAAUUUCAAAUCUAUAAUCAACAAAUCCACUUCUGAAUUAAUCCCAGAUCUCGCCCAUUUGAUUAAUAAAAUGAUAAAAUAAAAUUGAAUAAUUAUUAGUGCCAGUCUGAUCGAAUAAAAAGAAUACGGAACCGCCUGCCAUUACAAGCAUAUAUCUUAAAUUAAGUAAUUAAGAUAAUUAUGAGAUAAAAAUGGAGAAAAAAAAUUAUUAAAGCGAAGUUUUCUGCCGAAUGACUCUUGUUGUGAGUGUGUGCAUUGUAUAUAUUGAUUACAUUAUUUAUGAAUUAACAUUGAAGCAUGUUACAUUCUCAUACUCAAACGAAUUGCCCGAAAAUCGAUAGUGAAACAAUCGCACGGUGAAAAGAAUUUCCAUUACAUAAUAUGGAAUUGAAAUGAACAAAAAAAAAACGUACUAGUUAAUCAUAAAUGCGUAACCUAAUGAUUUUAGGGUUUUAAUUCAAUAUCUAUCAUCCUGUAUUGUCAUGAUCGUGUGUUGUUACGUUGUUUUAAGUUUCUCACUGUCUUUUUCAUUUCGCAUUAGUUCUUUUGUACAUAAUGACGAAAAUCAAUGAAAUUUAUAUAUUUAGGUGUAAGAGGUUGUCUGUUGGAUUACAUAAUUUAUGGUAUAAUUGAUUUAUUGUGGUAAUUAUUUCAUUUUGUGAAUGAAAAAUACAUGCACCUCGACGAACGAGAGAAUUUAAGGAAGAUUAAACUUUUUAAUUACGAGAAA